AUGCAGAAAGCAGUUCCUUGUCUACCAUCACUCAAUAGCUGUGAUAUUCCUUCUUUUUUACUCCCUUCAGAUAAGUACCCUCAUGCAUUAGAGUCAUUUCAGGAGCAAAUGGAGGCUCUUCACGAAGAAAGCAACCCGAAAAUACUCGUUAACACAUUCGAUGCAUUAGAAUCUGAGGCGUUAAUAGCUAUUGAUAAAUUCAAUAUGAUAACAGUCGGACCUUUGAUUCCAUAUGUAUUUUUGGGUGGAAAAGACCCAUCCGAUACUUCAUUUGGAGUGGAUCUAUUCCGUGGUUCAAAUGAUUAUAUUGAAUGGCUAAACUCAAAGCCCAAGUCAUCAGUAGUUUAUGUGUCGUUUGGAAGUCUGAUCGUGUUGGAAAAGCAACAGAUGGAGGAGAUUGCACGUGGGUUGCUCAGUAGUGCCCACCCAUUCUUGUGGGUCAUAAGAGAAAAUCAAAAUGAAGAGGAAGAUGGAAAAGACCCAUCUGAUAUCUUGAUUGCUUCUUUCUUUCAUCUUGCACCCCUUGUAAGUAGUAAAAAAAGGCAUCUAGCUCAGGUAUAA
Pistacia vera is the source of this 561-nucleotide messenger RNA. RefSeq names its product crocetin glucosyltransferase, chloroplastic-like. The transcript has a single exon. NCBI's taxonomy places the organism in Eukaryota, Viridiplantae, Streptophyta, Magnoliopsida, Sapindales, Anacardiaceae. The coding region runs from base 1 to 561 and encodes 186 amino acids. The record is from RefSeq and is a predicted model, not a curated record.